This is a messenger RNA of Closterium sp. Yama58-4, 1791 nucleotides long. NCBI's taxonomy places the organism in Eukaryota, Viridiplantae, Streptophyta, Zygnematophyceae, Desmidiales, Closteriaceae. The record is from the annotation of a GenBank genome assembly.
AUGGAAAUCGGCGUGGAGGACAUUCUCGUUAUAAAGGCCUCUUGUGAUGGCAGCAAUCGCCGCCUGACCCUGCGUCGCACGCCGGAUCUCUCAAUAUCCGCCCUCCAUGAUCACCUGAAGCAGCUUUUCUGCAUCGGCAGCGGCGGUGACGGGAAUAGUUUAGGCGGCGGCGUGCGGGAGAGGCUCGUGGUGACUUACCGCGACUCGGAGGGCGACUCGGUUGAUCUUAUAGACGACAGGGAUUUAAAGGACGCGCUGUUUUUACAGAAGCUGAAUCCGCUCAGAUUGAGAGGAGGAGGAGCAGGGGGGAGAGUGCCGCUGUCAGGCCCUGUGGGCGGGCAAGGGAAGGGCGUGGAUGUUGAGGAGAAGGGGGAUGAGGCUUACCUUGCUGCUGCAGCUGCAGCGGCGGCAGCAGCGGCGGCGGCGGCAGCAGCGGCGGCGGUGGUGCAUGAGGGGAUCGAGUGUGACCUGUGCCGUAUGUGCCCUAUUGUGGGGGCUCGUUACAAGUCCAAUGUCCUGCCAGACUUUGACCUGUGCCGAGCAUGCUACGAGGCGGAUGGGGAGCAGGGUUGCUACGAUGACACCACCACCGCAUCCGCCAUGCUGCGCCACGCCUUUCUCGCAGCGAUGCUGCUUGCUGCAUUGUUCGCCGAUUCGGCCAGCGCAACGGCGCGGCUCCCUGCGCCCACAACGGCACCCACAACGGCGCCCAAGACGGCGCCCAAGACGGCGCCCAAGCCGGCACCCAAGCCGGCGCCCAAGCCGGCGCCCAAGCCGGCGCCCAAGCCGGCAAUUCCUGGAGGAUCGGGAGCGGAUAUCGUUGUGGCGAAGGAUGGGAGCGGAGAUUACACUAGCAUCAAGGCUGCGCUGGCUGCUGCCAAAUCCGGAACCGCAAAUCGCUACUUCGUCAUUCUCAUCAAGGCGGGGACGUACACCGAGCAAGCAGCGCUGUCCGGAUCCCUGAGAUACAUUGCGCUCGUGGGCGAGAGCGGCACGAAGAUCACAGCGUCGAAUUACGCGGGCCAGUCGAACCUGAACGACUGCGCCACGUUCCAGCUGGCGGCGUCGGACGUGGUCGUCUCUAACAUCAUUUUUGAAAACGCGCACGGGCCGGGCGAGCAGGGCGGAGACCAAGACCAAGCAGUGGCCGUGAAAGUCAACGGCACCCGCGUUGCCUUCUACGGAUGCUCGUUCCUCGGGUAUCAGGACACCUUGUACGCGCUAUCGGGCCUCCAGUACUACAAGAAUUGCGUCAUCCAGGGCCGCGUGGACUUCGUAUUCGGCGAUGCCAAGGCGCUGUUCCACGACUGCAAUUUCCACCUCGUCUACUGGGGCGGCGGCUACUUCGCGCAAUCCCGCCAAAAGGGCGAGGAUACCGGCUUCGUCGUUCUCGGGGCCGGGUCGGUUCGUCCGGAGGGUUGGGGUUACGUGGGUGGUAACAAGCGCAUGCACCAUGUUACUUUUGGAGUGUACGGGUGCUACGGGCCUGAUUACAACACCACGGGAUGGGACGACACCUCGAUGAUUUUGACUGCGUCACAAGCAGCCCCGUAUUCCUCUAUCAGCUACGUGAACGACGGAGGAUGGAUCGUGGACCCGAACACGCUGGUGCGCGGUGUGGGAGGCAAGGUGAACAACAACAGUGUGAAAGGAGCGAAGGGGGUUGCUGCUGGCGGCCAGGGUUCUGCCAAGGGUGCCGCUUCGACCCCACCCGCGCCGCCUGCACCCACUUCAACUGACACGGGAAGCAGCAAGGGCAAGAACAAGAAGAGGCACCAUCACAACAACUAG